CAAGUAUGAGUACAAACUUGUGGUCUGCAGGCAAACAUUAUAAUGUUCAAUUUCUCAGAACUUUAUCCUAAAUCAGAGGUUCAAAAUGAUAUAUAAUAUUGAUCUAUCUAUAUUAAUAUGUCCACCCAGAGUAACCCUACUAAUCCCAACUCAACCUGGGACCAAAUAAAUAUUCAGUCUGUUUGGAUCAGGUAUAUUUAACUACACUCAUGCUUUUAACCAAACUUAUAUAAUGUGUAAACAUUACACAGUGUCACGUCUGCUCUCAACUAAGUAGGCUUACCCAUAAAGUUGUCUCAAAAUACACCCCCCCUUAGGACAGGCGAAUGACUGGAUUAUAAACAGACUUAGUGGCAUAUAAAUGGUGGGAGUGAAGACUGAGAACUUUUACACUCCUCUCCACACAAGUCGACAAACUCACAGUGACGUUUGUUAAUGGCCGGAAGGCACGUGCAGUGGGCUUCACCUUUGGAAAUGAACGCAGCAGCAGAAGGCACCAAGGCAGCUCCUCCCAAGUUCAAACAUAAGGAGACCAGGCAGUUCAAGAGCAAGGCUCCCAAAGCGGGACAGAAGGGGUUUGAUAAUGAUGUACCAGGCAUGGAGGGUCUUGGAGACUCUGCCGUGGUCUGCCCCUGGGAGGCAUUUGGUGACAUGGAGCUCAGUGACCUGGCUCAGUUCGGCAUCGUCUAGACCUAUUAGAUCCUCAGAGACACAUCUUCAUACGUAUUCUCCUGACGUGACACCCAAACAUGAUUCUGUACAAACAUAGACGUCCAUUCCUCUGUUUCAAGUUGAAAGAUUCUCUAGGAGAAGAUAUAAAUAAAUGACUGUAUAUUACAUUAUAUGUAUAACAUGUUGGCUUUGGUAUCUUACAGUCAUGAUGUAUCUUGAUAUUGUCUUGAUAUUGAGAGAUGAAGGGUUUAAUGGAGGAGAUUGACUGAUGAACUGAAAUGGGUCCAUAAAAGAAUGUAUGAUGGUUAUAAAAUGAGGGUGAUUAAGGAAAGCAUGAAUGUUUUCCUCCCUGCUCUGUGUUGUGUAGAAUAAAAACUGAAUGCUACUGUAAAUGCUAUUUUCCUAAAAUAAAACUUUUUUUCAACACAUGCA
Messenger RNA from Dicentrarchus labrax (European seabass), 1104 nucleotides. RefSeq names its product retinal cone rhodopsin-sensitive cGMP 3',5'-cyclic phosphodiesterase subunit gamma-like. Gene Ontology annotation, biological process: visual perception; positive regulation of G protein-coupled receptor signaling pathway; positive regulation of epidermal growth factor receptor signaling pathway. The record is from RefSeq and is a predicted model, not a curated record. The coding region runs from base 436 to 690 and encodes 84 amino acids. The transcript is spliced from 5 exons. Gene Ontology annotation, molecular function: 3',5'-cyclic-nucleotide phosphodiesterase activity; cGMP binding. Gene Ontology annotation, cellular component: photoreceptor outer segment membrane. NCBI's taxonomy places the organism in Eukaryota, Metazoa, Chordata, Actinopteri, Moronidae.